AACUCUGACUGACCUACUAAAGCAACCCACCCAAGUGGAACUUCUAAGUGAUGGACAUCGAGGUAGUGUCCAGGUACAAAUAACAGAGGUUAUACCAAGAUUAUCACCACGGAACAGUAUUGGUAAGACAUAAUAUUUAACAAAUGUUUAAAAUUAAUUCUUCUUCCACUGCUUAAUGUUUCAGCUCAGACCAGGUUAAAGAACACUAUAGUAUCAGUACAAACAUGUAUUCCUGAAACUAAUGCUGAAGUGACUGUUUAGGUUACUGGCCCACCUCUCUGUGAAGUAAAAAGGUGAUUUUACUCACCUUUUCUCCCACGCCAUGCCGGUCUCGACCCAGAUUUCCCCACCUCUGCAGUUCAUCAAUCUUGAUGAUUUCAACCGAUCCAAUGCAGAGCGUGGAGACGCAGAAUGCUAGUGCUGUGCAGCACUGAACUAGGAAGCACCUCUAGCGGCCUUCUGAGUGACAGUUGUUAUACAGUUGUUAUAGCUAGCAAUGUAAAACACUGCUUUUUCUCUGAAAAUGCAGUGGUUACAGUGAUAACACUGUAGGGACAUGCUAUCGAGAUCAGAACAACUACAUUAAGCUGUAGUGGUUCUGAUGAUUAUGUUAUCCCUUUUAAUUAACUAUAGUCUGAAAUUUAAAAUUCACAGUGAACUCAAGUAAAGAUACUCCUCGUUUACCGACUGUGUUCUGUUCUCACGACCCGGUCAUAAAACAAAUUGGUUGGUAAGUGAGGAGUUGAGGGAUUCCCUGCUCUGGUGAAUUGUGUAGGUUCAGGGAUAUAGACACCAAACAUAGACAAACGCACCAGAGCAGGGAAUCCCUGUAAUCUAUGUUCUGAGAAAUUACCCAGUCGGUAAUUUGAGGGAUUCCCUGCUCCCCGAACAUAGACAAGCGCACCAGAGCAGGGAAUCCCUCUUAUUUAUGUUCGAAAUAUCCCCGAACAUAGAUUUGAGGGAUUCACUGCUCUGCUGCAUUUGUCUAUGUGCAGGGAAAUUUCCCAGAACACAGACAAACGCAGCAGAGCAGGGAAUCCCUCUAAUCCCCACUGUGGCUCGCACUUACCCACACGCUGAAGAGCUGGUCGUAAAUACAGGUAGGUUAGUAAAAUGAGGACCACCUGUAAAUAUCAAUUGUUAGUUCAAAAUAGCUCCAAGUCAGCUAUGUUUUCAGUUUGGCUUGCAUUCACCAGUUCACUCUUUAGUGACUAAACUAUGUAUAGCUUGGAGGAAAGACAAGAUGGGUGGAUAGGAUAGAAACAUUUAAAUACAUAAAGGGAAUCAACACAGUAAAGGAGGAUACUAUAUUUAAAAGAACAAAAACUACCACAACAAGAAGACAUAGUCUUAAAUUAGAGGGGCAAAGGUUUAAAAAUAAUAUCAGGAAGUAUUACUUUACUGAGAGGGUAGUGGAUGCAUGGCAUAGCCUUCAAGCUGAAGUGGUAGAGGUUAACACUGUGAGGGAGUUUAAGCAUGCAUGGGGUAGGCAUAAGGCUAUCCUAACUAUAAGAUAAGGCUGGGGACUAAUGAAAGUAUUUAGAAAAUUGGGCAGACUAGAUGGGCCGAAUGGUUCUUAUCUACCGUCACAUUCUAUGUUUCUAAACCAAUAUAUACACAAAUGAUUAAGCAUUAAAUACUAUAAAUAAAUAAAUAAAUGGUAAGCCAUAUCUACAGUAAUAUGAACACAAUUUGGAACUAAAAAUAACGAAAAUUAACUAACUCACAGUGAAUCAAACAAAGUAUUUUGGAUCCAUUUGUUUCAUGAGUAUAUAAAAUUAGGGACUUACCUAUUUAAAAAACUGAAACCGCAGGGGACGGGUCUGGCAAUCAAGAUGGCCGGACGUGCAUACUCACAGCUCCGACAUUGCUCCGACAUUGCGGCCGAUAAACAUCACCUAAACGACAAUCUCCCUGCCAGAAAAUAACACUCCGAGACCCGGGGGCCGGUCCGCUCCCGAAAGGGCACACAUCGAAUAGGCCCUGCAGCCUAACCUGAGGCAAGGCGCACAAGGAUAUCGCAGGAGAGACGGCCGCCCUCCCUCGGUCACAGUGCGCAACUCCUCUCGGCAUGGGACCCCGUUCCCCCCUAUAGACCGGUCCCCUACGCCCCGCAGCAGACAUCAAAGCGGGCCCCAGCUGGCUUACCGCGUCAAAGGUAUGGGGAUGGUGGGCCUCUCAAGAUGGCGGCUGCACCCCAACGAACCUCAUCGACACGAGCACAGCCUGGGGGCCAGAUGCAAGCAGGUACUCACAUACAGACUGCUGGCAAACAAGAGACAAGAGGCCAAACCACAGACAUCUGCACAAAACGACUUACCCCCAGCGAAUGGGCAAUUGACUUUCAAACGAGAAUUGAGGCCAUAUGCAGGUGAUUCUGGGCUAGCCUGGAGGUCAAACACCAGCCUUUAAAAUCACCAACGGGCGGCACCACAGCUAACUCACCCACAACACCCACAAUGUGCAAUGUCAAUCAGCAGUGGCCAAGGCCAGUAAGGUAUUGUCAUGCAUGAAAAAGGGCAUUCAUUCUCGGGACAAGAAUAUAAUUUUGCCUCUUUAUAAAUCACUGGUAAGACCCUAUAUUGAAUAUGCUGUGCAAUUUUGGGCACCUGUUCUAAAGAAGGAUAUUAUGGCACUAGAAAAAGUGCAGAGGCGGGCUACAAAAUUAAUAAAAAGGAAUGGAACAUAUCGGCUAUGAAGAAAGGUUAACAAAUUUAAACCUAUUUAGUUUAGAAAAACGUCGCCUGAGAGGGGAUAUGAUAACAUUAUACAAAUAUAUUCGUGGCCAAUACAAACCAUUGUAUGGAAAUCUAUUCACAAACCGGACUUUACAUAGGACACGAGGCCAUGCGCUUAGACUGGAAGAAAGAAGAUUUUGUCUAAGGCAAAGGAAAGGUUUUUUUUACUGUAAGAACAAUCAGGAUGUGGAAUUCUCUGCCUGAAGAAGUGGUUUUAUCAGAGUCCAUACAGAUGUUCAAACAGCUACUAGAUGCAUACUUGCAAAAACAGAAUAUUCAAGGAUAUAAUCUUUCAAUGUAGGGUAAUAACUGCUUGAUCCAAGGAUAAAUCUGACUGCCAUUCUGUGGUCAAGAAGGAAUUUUUUUCCUAGCUUGUUGCAAAAUUGUGCUUCAAACUGGGUUUUUUUGCCUUCUUUUGGAUCAACAGCAAAAAACAAAUGUGAGGUAGGCUGAACUUGAUGGACGCAAGUCUCUUUUCAGCUAUGUAACUAUGUAACUAACUAUGUAACAUGACAACCAAACAGAGCUUCUUGCCCUAAAGAGCAACAGACCAGGGUGUAGCUGAGAGGGCCCCAAACUGGGCCCAGAGCCACACGGGGUGGGAACUAAACAUGCCACCCACAUCGGCGAAAGCACCAGCUGAAACACCAGAGUGGGAACCUAUGCAGCCACACACCACACCAAACACCUCAGCCACAUAACAAGAGGGCUGCAGAGGGCAAACGGCGCAACCCACUGUCAACUCACGGUGUCCACAGCACCAUCCCUCCCCCCCGGGAAAACCCAAGACUCCACAGGACCUCGGACACAAGGUAGCAGAAAACCGGCUACCCGACAAUCCUAAAGCGGGGGAAGCACCCCACACCCACCGCGCAACGCUGCGCAUAGCAAUGGAGCAUUAAAAAAUGUGUACAAAUCUGCUGAGUGGAAUAUAAAAUGCAACAGUUAUAUGUGGUGUAGGUACCCUGAUCUCUGUAAUAGUGCAGGAUUAUUGAGACAGUCACCAAAUAAUAUACUUUGUAAUAAAGAUGUGAGAAAAAAUAGUAGUAAAACAGUAUAUGGAACUGUCUACUAAAAUGCAGUACAUAUACUGCUUAAAAUUACUUAGAACCACUUGAACAGAACAGAUGAUAUAACUGGAUGAAUAAAAGCCAGUUUAUUGAACAUAAAAAUCAAAAAAGUAAUAAAAUAACAAUCUGGAACAGUUCACAAGAAUGUGGUCAGCAAAGUGGAGAUAAAAAGUAACAGUAAACCUGCGAAUCCGGCUAGGAUGGAUUUGGAUUCUGUUGUAGAUGUAAGCCCUCUGGGAACCUGCUGCCUGUGAGGAUGGCUUGCAGACCUCACUCUCAGCUGCAGACCUCACUCUGAGCGGCGAACACUGCUACGGUCCAGGGGUGUCAGAGGUCACUGGAUACGUGGAUCUCCUGCUGAUCUCUCAUCCGUGUCUGUAUCCUGUUAGAUCUGGGUGGUCUUGGUCUUACGCGUUUCGUGGGUGUCAGCCCCACUUCUUCAGAGAAUUGAUGACAUACACUGUUCAAGUGGUUAUUUUUAUACAUAUUUUACUCAAUGCCAAUAAAGGUACUAAUAGCAAUCAAUUGUCAGUUUAUACUGUAAUGAUAACCUCCCCCGCCCAGCAUUCCCAAAGGUAAGGAGGCUGGGGGGAUUGAAUUUUAAAAAAUAAAUGUGAGAGUGUUAGAGUGUGUGUGUGUGUGUGUGUGUGUGUGUCUGUUAGAGUGUGUGUGUGUGUCUGUUAGAAUGAGUGUGUGUGUCUGUUAGAAUGAUUGUGUGUGUCUGUUAGUGUGUGUGUGAGUGUGUCUGUUAGUGAGUGUGUGUGUUUGUGUGUGUCUGUUAGUGAGUGUGUAUGCGUGUCUGUUAGCCAGUGUAUAUGUGUCUGUCAGUUAAUUUGUGUGUGUGUGUAUUUAGAAGGUGGGGAAGGGGGGCAUGGUGGAAGGGGGGCAUGGGGGGCGUGUGAGUUUUGUCAUUCCUAGGGCAGCACAAAACCAGGAUACACCAUUGUCCUUAUGUGGGAUUGCCAUAUUUAAUGUGCCAAAAAAAAGAGCUCUUCUCAACUGAAAACUAUUUUUCACUAUUAACUUACUUUAACUAAUUUCUAACCACAGACAUUAAAGGCACUCUCCAGUGCCAGGAAAACAAUCUGUUUUCCUGGUAUUGCAGGUCCUCUCUCCCUCACACCUCCCAAUCCCCGGUUGCUGAAGGCGUGAAAACCCCUUCAGUCACUUACCAGAGACAGCGACAUGUUCCAUGUCGCUGUUUCUUCCUCCGCCGUCGCUCCUCUUCUGCUUUACGUCGGCCAGUGGGCGAGACUGAUCCCGCCCAUCGGCCGGGGAGAACUAAUGUGCAUGCGCGGCAAAGCCGUGCAUGGCCAUUAGAGCUCCCCAUAGGAAAGCAUUGAAAAUGCUUUUCAAUGCUUUCCUAUGGGGAAUUGAGCGACACUGUAAGUCCUUACACAGCGUGAGGACGUCCAGCGAUGCUCUAGCACAGGUUUUCUGUGCUAUUAAGCAGGAAGUGAAAAAAAGUUCGGGUUCGGGCUCGAACUUGACCCUGAACUUGACCCCGAACCCGAACCCCAUUGAAGUCAAUUUUUGGUCACAAAAAUGCCUCUAAAAAACUCCUGGGAAGGGUUUAGAGAUCUGCAAAAGGAAGUAAAAUGGGGGUAAGAGUAGGACAAGUGCCCUGCAAACAAAUGUGGAUAGAGAAAUCACUUAAAAUAACAUAAAAAAUAUAAAUACAGCUGAGCCAUAAAAUAGCACUAGAUGGAAUCUUUGAAUUUAGCUUUGGAAAAACAUAAAUCAAAAUCUAAAGCAUGGCUGUCAGGAGGAUCAACAGAAUUAUCCAUUUGAGAGAGGGUUGGAGUGCAGGGUAUUCUAUUUCAUUGUUCAAACUGAGCUCAACUUCUGAUGCAUUGAGAAAAGGCCUUCACAAGCCUCUGCUAUUGUGCACAUAGGUUGAGGAGGUGGUGACUGUGGCGGUGGAGGAUGAGGUAGCCAACACUAUAUUUUAUGUUAUUUUUUUUUAAAUGUGGUAGCCCACAAAAUAUUGGGACAUACAAAUUUGCGGCCUGCGGUGCAUUUCUUGCAGUCCUGAUGCAUAGAGAAAAGGCCUUCACAAGUCUCUGCUAAUGUGUACCUAGUUUUUACUAAGUGACCCAUAAGUUCAGGAGGCGGUGACCGUGGCGGUGGAGGAGGAGGAUGAGGUAGCCAACACAUUAUUUUUUUUAAAUUGGGGUUAGCCCCCAAAAUAUUGGGACACAUAAAAAAAGACAACUCUGUUCCGCAGAGUAGCUGUUGACAUUAUAGUUGCGCAGGAACUUUGUUGACUCUCGGGCAAAUCGCACAUCCCCGUGGUGGCGACUUUGCAUGCGGAUGUCAACUUUUGAUGCCGUUUCUGCGCCUACCAUGGUGACCACAGGUAACGGGGAAUCAGGGUUCCAUUCCAUACAGGGACCCUGAGAAACAGCUUCCACAUGCAAGGAAGGCAGCAGGCGCGCAAAUGACCCACUCCCGACGCGGGAAGGUAGUGACGACAAAUAAUACAGGUCUCUUUAGAGGCCCUGUAAUUGUAAUGAGUCCACUUGAAAUUCUUUAACUCUGAUCAAUUGGAGGGAAGUCUGGUGCAGAGCCACUGACCCGUGCGUGCUGCAGCUGAAACUCCACUAUCGCCUGCUGCUGCUCGCAAAGUCUCAUGAGGCGGUGAGCGGGAAGGCCAAAGUUACAGGGUGACAACACCAAAAGCGUUGGCAGCAGCUACAGUGAAUGUCACAUGCUGACAAUGUCUGGGUCCUGGUCACUGGACUGCCCACCUCACUGUGAAACUACGAAAGGAUUGUUAAAUCUGGUACGAACCCGAACUUUGCAGUUCGGGUUCGCUCAAGUCUAUUAUGGAUCCUUUGAUUGCUACAUGUAUUACUUGGAUAACUGGUAAUUCUCGAGCUAAUACAUGCCGACGAGCGCUAGGGGGCGACCGCUGCGCUUUUGCACCCUGCUCCCUGCUCCCUCCUAUGCUGUGCUGGUGCCUCUGUGCCACAGCGCCUCCAAACUGCACAUGUCACUCGCAUGACCUUGAUUCCAUGUUGGGUCUAGGACCUCAUCAUCCUCCACAUCAUCUUCCACCCACUCCUCAACCCUGCUCUCCUUGCCGAUAUGCACACUGCAGAAAGCCACAGCAGUUGGCACCUGCGUUUUUCCAGCAUGUAAAGUCUGCAAAGGACAUAUGGAAAUUGUUUAAGAAUUUCCUCCAGGCAACAGUUUUCCCUAUAAACUGACCUCUCAGUUUGACUUGUGAGGGUAUUGCCCCAGAAUUACAAUAUUGUUGAAGUACCUAUUGAUCACUGGUUUAAAUAUAGCAGCUUGUUAUCUGGUAGUUUCUAGUGUAGAAAAUAUCAAUCUGUUUUCUAUCACUUAGAUCUGUGUAACAAGUGUUGUAGGUGUAUUACAUGAUGUAGUAAAUUUGAAUCAAAGUUCCAUUUGCAAAAAAAAAUUCUUGCCCAUCUUCUCUGGGUUAUUGCAUUUUUAAGAUGUAGACUUAUUGUAUCACACUAUCCAUGCACAGGUAGAUUGUCUGGCACGUUGUUUUGGUGUUUGGUUUUUAAAGGACCACUCUAGGCACUCAGACCACUUCAGCUUAAUGAAGUGGUCUGGGUGCCAGGUCCAGCUAGGGUUAACCCAUUGUUUUAUAAACAUAGCAGUUUCAGAGAAACUGCUAUGUUUAGCAAUGGGUUAAGCCUUCCCCCAAAGCCUCUAGCGGCUGUCUCAUUGACAGCCGCUAGAGGCGCUUGCCUCAUUGACAGCCGCUAGAGGCGCUUGCGUGCUUCUCACUGUGAUUUUCACAGUGAGAGCACGCCAGCGUCCAUAGGAAAGCAUCGAUAAUGCUUUCCUAUGCGACCGGCUGAAUGCCCCCGCAGCUCUUGCCGAGCGUGCAAAGUUUUACCCCUUUUCCCCUUUCCAGAGCCGGGCGGGAGGGGGUCCCUGAGGGUGAGGGCACCCUCAGGGCACUAUAGUGCCAGGAAAACGAGUAUGUUUUCCUGGCACUAUAGUGGUCCUUUAACUUUGUCGUUGUGUCUUUACACAAUAUAGAAAUGUAUAUUAAUGCUUCUGUAUAUGAAGCGAGCACAAUAACACUUAUUUUUCACAUUUAAAAAAAAUAAAUCAGGCUACACAAAAAUUGGUAAUUCACAAUAUGACAUCUGAAAGGAUGCUGUAUGAUUUAAAAAAAAAAGAACACACUACAUGAAGGUCCUGUUCACUAGAGUGUGUAGUCAUGAAUGUAACCAGUAAAACCUUGUUGUUUACAGCCACUGGUUGGCCCAUACAUAUUUUAAAACUUGUUUAAUUUUGUUGUAGCAUGACUUGUAGAUAUGAAGAGCAGGCUCCAAAAUGUACUAUUUAGCAGUUUAGCACCAAAACAAUUAGAAUGUUUACCACUGCGCAGUAAGCGCAGUAUUAGACCCUUCUAUUUGACUCUCAGAUAUGAACAGGCCCCAAAAUGUACUAUUUAGCAGUUUAGCACCCAAACAAUUAGAAUGUUUACAUUUGCGCUGUAACUGCAGUAUUAGACGCUUCUAUUUGACUCUCAGAUAUGAAGAACAGGCCCCAAAAUGUACUAUUUAGCAGAUUAGCAGCAAAACAAUUAGAAUGUUUACAAGUGCGCAGUAAGCGCACUAUUUGACGCUUCUAUUUGACACUCAGAUAUGAAGUGAACACCCCAAAUAUACUAUUUAGCGUCCCCAAAAAAUUGACUUUUUAAAACAACAAUAUAUGCAGCAGAUUAGCAGCAAAACAAUUAGAAUAUUUACAAGUGUGCAGAAAGCACACUAUUAGACGCUUUGAUUUGACUCUCAGAUAUGAAGAGCAGGCCACAAAAUGUACUAUUUAGCAGAUUCGCACACAUCAUUUUCCACCCACUUCUCAACCCUGCCCUCCUUGCAGUUGGCACCUGUGUUUUUCCAGCAUGUAAAGUCUGCAAAGGACAUAUGGAAAUUGUUUUAGAAUUUCCUCCAGGCACCAGUUUUCCCUAUAAACUGACCUCUCAGUUUGACUUGUGAGGGUAUUGCUCCAGAAUUACAAUAUUGUUGAAGAAUCUCUAAGCUAUUGAUCACUGGUUAAAAUAUAGCAGCUUGUUAUCUGGUAGUUUCUAGUGUAGAAAAUAUCAAUCUUUUUAUCACUUAGAUCUGUGUAACAAGUGUUGUAGGUGUGAAACAAUAUUACAAGUGACCGAUGUAGUAAAUUCGAAACAGUUACGCUUCUAUUUGACUCUCAGAUAUGAAGUGAACAGCCCAAAUAUCCUAUUUAGCCCCCCCCCCCCAAAAGAAAUUGACUUUUUAAAACUCCAAUGUAAGCAGCAGAUUAGCAGCAAAACAAUUAGAAUGUUUACAAGUGCGCAGUAAGCACACUAUUAGACUCUUGGAUUUGACUCUCAGAUAUGAAGAACAGGCCCCAAAAUGUAUUAUUUAGCAGAUUAGCAGAAAAACAAUUAGAAUGUUUACAAGUGCGCAGUAAGCACACUAUUAGACGCUUCGAUUUGACUUUCAGAUAUGAAGAACAGGCCCCAAAAUGUACUAUUUAGCAGAUUAGUAGCAAAACAAUUAGAAUGUUUACAAGUGCCCAGUAAGCGCACUAUUUGACGCCUCUAUUUGACUCUCAGAUAUGAAGUGAACACCCCAAAUAUACUAUUUAGCACCCAAAAACAUUGACUUUUUAAAACUUCAAUGUAAGCAGCAGAUUAGCAGCAAAACAAUAAGAAUGUUUACAAGUGCGCAGAAAGCACACUAUUAGACGCUUCGAUUUGACUCUCAGAUAUGAAGAGCAGGCCACAAAAUGUACUAUUUAGCAGAUUAGCACACAUCAUUUUCCACUCACUCCUCAACCCUGCCCUCCUUGCCGCUAUUCACACUGCAGAAAGCCACAGCAGUUGGCAACUGUGUUUUUCCAGCAUGUAAAGUCUGCAAAGGACAUAUGGAAAUUGUUUUAGAAUUUCCUCCAGGCACCAGUUUUCCUCUAUAUACUGACCUCUCAUUUUUACUUGUGAGGAUAUUGCCCUAGAAUUACAAUAUUGUUGAAGAACCUCUUAGCUAUUGAUAACUGGUUUAAAUAUAGCAGCUUGUUAUCUGGUAGUUUCUAGUGUAGAAAAUAUCAAUCUUUUUAUCACUUAGAUCUGUGUAACAAGUGUUGUAGGUGUGAAACAAUAUACAAGUUGCCAAUGUAUUAAAUUUGAAUCAAAGUUACGCUUCGAUUUGACUCUCAGAUAUGAAGUGAACACCCCAAAUAUACCAUUUAGCCCCCCCGAAAAGAAAUUGACUUUUUAAAACUCCAAUGUAAGCAGCAGAUUAACAGCAAAACAAUUAGAAUGUUUACAAGUGCGCAGUAAGCGCACUAUUAGACGCUUCGAUUUGACUCUCAGAUAUGAAGAACAGGCCCCAAAAUGUACUAUUUAGCAGAUUAGCAGCAAAAUAAUUAGAAUGUUUACAAGUGCGCAGUAAGCACACUCUUAGACGCUUCGAUUUGACUCUCAGAUAUGAAGAACAGGCCCCAAAAUGUACUAUUUAGAAGAUUAGCACCCAGAAAAUAAGAAUGUUUACCACUGCGCUGUAAGCACACUAGUAGACACUUCGAUUUGACUCUCAGAUAUGAAGUGCACCCCACUAAAAUACUAUUUAGCAGUUUAGGACCCCAAAAAAUUGUAAGUUUUAAAACUGCAAUGUGACAGUAGUAUUUGACGCUUCUAUUUGACUCUCAGAUAUGAAGUGCAUCCCACCCCACUAAUGUAUUAGUUUGCAGAAUUCUUUCCUAAACUGUCUCUAUCAGCGGCAACAUCCUCUCCCUACACUAAUAAGACCGCAUGUGCGUGAGGCGCUACGCGACUCCAGUUUAUAUAUAGAGGCUGGGUCACAUGCUGCACUGGCCAAUCACAGCCAUGCCAUUAGUAGGCAUGGCUGUGAUGGCUUCUAAGGGCACACGAGUCAAACGCUUGUUGAUUGGCUGCCCUGCAGCCUUUGAAAAUACGCCAUUAAAUCGCUGAACACCGAACUCCAACCCGAACAUACAGUGAUAUGUCCGUGUUCGGGUCCGGGGUCCAAAAAACCUAAUGUUCGGUACGAACCCGAACUUUUCAGUUCGGGUUCGCUCAACUCUAGUCUGUAAUUUUUAAAAAAUUUUUUGCAGUGCAAAUGAAUACAACAGGCGAGCAUGAGGUACCCCGACGGCAUUCCUCAUGCGUAAUAUCAAACUUUACAAUAGGAGUUUCUGAUAGUACAUGCACCAUUUUACAUUUUAUAACGAAGAAGAAAAGUCACAGGUUAGGUAGGUAAACAUUUCAAGAUUCGAACAGGCAUAUAAUAGGAUUCUGUGCUAAUCUGUGUGCCGGAUUAUAUACAUACAUGCUUUGAGUGUCAGGUUUAGAUGAGAUAGUGUACUUGGCCUUUGCCGCUUUUAAGUUAUGAACAUACUAGUGCUGUAUAUGCAAGCUUAGAAUGGGAAAUAAAUAAGCUUAAACAUGCUCAAACCUAAGGUUUAAACCCAAGAUGGCACACCAGCUUGAUAAAGGAUGUUUGAGUCUGGAGUGACAGAUUGUUAUGAGUAAAUUACGACACCAUUAGUCAGGAUGAUCUUCACAGCAGGUAACCCCCGGUGGGGGUGAAUGGUUGCGCCUGGGUAAGGAGCUUUCAACGGUCUUAUGGUGAUUGUAGACCCUGGAUCAGUCGAUGCCACUCAAGCCCUCUCCCUCUCUUGUGGCAGAAUCUUGCGGUCCUGGGUGGAGCCUAGUGCUUCACUGUUCUUUAGCUGCCGCUGCGUUCUGUGUGCCGGUGCUUAAUGAUAGUGGGAUAGUGGGCUGCUUGUCGUGGGGCACUCUCCACUGUUUGUUACCGUUAGUUGGUUGCCACUGACCUCUUCUGCUUCCUCUGCUCCGUCGCUGCACAGAGCUUGUCAGCCGCCUGCUGCUCUGUUGUGUGGGGCAGCUUGUGGGGCAUGUGAUGCGGGUUGCCACCAUCUUGGAUGUGUGGAGCAUUGUGGCAUUCUCCCGCCCCAGUCAUCCUACCAGGGCCCGCUUGUGUGAUGACAGGCUUGUGUGGGUGCCGUGGUGGACCGUGGUAACCCCCAGCAGUCCAAGGGGUGGAGAGGUCUGCGUCUGCAGGACUUCAGGGUUGGAUGACCAGCCGCGUCCUCCGCCCCGCAUCAACUGCUAGGCCGCAAGUCGGACCUGCCUGUGUGUCCGGAGACUCCCUGCUUUGCCAAACUGGUCCUGCUGUGGGUUUGGUGAAGCGGGUAAGUAUGUCGCCCGUUUGGCUUGUUCACUUUGCGGUCUGGAUGGCUUAAAGUUUGCCUUUUUGCAGGAGCACCGGUGUCAUGCGACUUCUCCGCAUGGCGGUCAAGCUCCGCCCCUGGUCUGUAAUUUGACAUAUGAUUUAUGACAGUUUGUUUUGUACAAUUUCUGAAAAAAAAAGAAUCCAUAAAAAAUAAAUAUAAUGAUUUGGCUAGUAUCACACAAAGCUCUUUAAAGUGUUACUUCAAGCACCAUGACCACUUUAGGGAUUUGAAGUUUAAAGUUUAAGCCCUUUACUGCUGGAGGUGUAACUUCAACUCUGUCAGCAUCAUUGGGGCAUCAUUGGCAAAUGUUAAUUCUGUGUAUCAACAACUAGGCAUGUGCAUGGGGAAAAUUUUCGGUUCGGUUUGGCAUUCCGAAAUUCGGGACUUUCGCAAUUCGGGACUUCGGCAAUUCGGCACUUUAACACUUUGGAACUUUGGCAACUUUGGGACUUCGGCACUUCGACACUUCUGAACUUCGGAAUUUCUGAACUUCGGCAUUUCGGGAAUUCGUCACUUCGGACAGCCGCUUGGUAGAUAACUCCCUAAUUCCCACGGUAUUAGUAAAUUUUGCCCCUACUCACUAUACCGCGAGUAGGGGCAUGUCUAGUAAACAGUGAGCAGCCUCUAGCUGCUCACUGUUAACAAAACAAAAAAACAAUAGGGUCCCCCCUCCCGAGCCCCCACCCGCAACAUGCGAGUGGGGGCUUUUAAAAUGUAAAAUGAUGGGGGGGGGGGACCUAUUGUUCUCCCCCCUGGCCCCCACCCCUGAGUAGCAGGUGGGGGCCCUACAGUAAAAUAAGGGGGGGGGAACCUAAUUGAGCGGCGGGUGGGGGCCCAAAAUACUAAUAAGGGGGGACCUAAUGUCCUCCCCCCUGGCCCCACCCCUGAGCGGCGGGUGGGGGCCCUAAAUUGGAAUACAGGGGGACCUAAUGUCCCUUCCCCCAUUAUUAGUAUUUAGGGCCCCCACCCACCGCUCAGGAGUGGGGGCCAGGGGGGAGGACAUUAGGUCCCCCCUUAUUAGUAUUUUGGGCCUCUAACCGCCGCUCAAGGAUGGGGGUCAGGGGGGAGGACAUUAGGUCCCCCCCUAUUCCAAUUUAGAGACCCCAUCCGCUGCUCAAGGGUGGGGGCCAGGGGGGAGGACAUUAGGUCCCCCCCUUAUUGGUAUUUAGGGCCCCCACCCAUGGCUCAGGGGUGGGGGCCAAGGGGAGGACAUUAGGUCCCCCCCUUAUUAGUAUUUAGGGCCCCCACCCACUGCUCUGGAGUGGGGGCCAGGGGGAGGACAUUAGGUCCCCUCCUUAUUGGUAUUUAGGGCCCCCACCCAUGGCUCAGGGGUGGGGGCCAAGGGGAGGACAUUAGGUCCCCCCCUUAUUAGUAUUUAGGGCCCCCACCCACCGCUCUGGAGUGGGGGCCAGGGGGAAGACAUUAGGCCCCCCUUAUUCUGAUUUAGGGCCCCCACCCGCCGCUCAGGGGUGGGGGCCCGGGGGUGGACAAUAGGUCCCCCCCCAUUAUUUUACAUUAGUAAAGACAUUAGCAAGACAAACAAAACAAAAUGUAAAAAAAAAGGUCCCCUCUAGGGGGCCCCACCCUGGCCCGGGUGGGGGCUGUUCCCACUGUUUUGUUUGUCUUUCUUGACCUCUAAGUGAGGGGCAAAAUUGACUAAUAUUAGAGUAAUCUUUACUUAGUAUUAGUAAAUGUGGCUGAAAGACCAAUUUAGGUCUUUCAGCCUUUUAGUAGAUAGCUCCCUAAUACCGUGGGAAUUAGGGAGUUAUCUACUUAUUCAUUCCUGUCAUUACAUUGACUGGCCAAGUAACUUAAAUUUUAUAUAAAUGUAUGUUACUUGAUUGUUGUAAGUGUUGCAAAUGCUUACAGCGGAAUCCUAGCUAUGUUUGUAUACUUUUUAUUUAAAAUUGUAUAGAAUGGAACAUUCUUCUUCUUUCACUGGGUAAGUAUAUUAGUACUUAGGCAAUACUGUGCUUCGGAACUUCGGCACUUUGACACUUCGGCACUUCGACACUUAAAUUCAGUAAUUUCGGAACCUCGGCAAUUCGGACAUUCGGAAGUACCCGGAUGUCCAAAUUGACCGAAAUUCGUCCGAAUUCAUAUUCGGACCGAAAUGAAUUGCACAUGUCUAUCAACAACCAACUUCUGCAGCUCUGCAGAAGCCAGAUGUCAUAAGCUAGCAGGAGAGAAGACUCGGUGCCUCACCAUCAUAAUCACUACAUCAGCCAAUAGUACUCGGUGAAUACCAUCUCGUUUUAUUUACAUUAAUUUUACUUAUUUUUUAAAUUCUUUAUCCUGUGUCAGCGUAUUACAUGUUUGCUCCAACAGUUUAGCAACAGUGGUUGGCUUAUAUGCAACUUUUCUUUCUUUCUUGUUGUAUAUUGAAGAAUUCAAUGUAUUUAACAUAUCUACCUUUUCCUGAUACUCAUUAAAGGGACACUCCAUGCUCCAUAACAACUACAGCUCCUGUUGUGGAUAUAUUGCCACUGUGGUGCCCUCCCAAGGUUAGUAGUCAAACCAUUUAAGAAUCUUUCACAACUUACCUGAAGUCCACCAGAGGCCGUUGUUUCCUUCUGUGAAGUUGAAAGAUCCUCCGCUGAGCUAGUAGAGCAAAGCUCUAAUUGGUGAGCUUCAACUCUUAACACAGUAGAGUCUUAUUAAAACAGUUUUUUGGUUGGAGUAACACUUUAAAAGUUAUGGAAAUGUAUCCUUUAUUUUCCUUUUUUACCUCUCAAUUAGAACAGGUUUGUUACACCCAUUGUUGCUGUUUCAUUAUAUUUUUAGAUAUUUAUGUUGAUCUCUUCCUUCCCAACAGAUCAUACAAAUUUUAAUAACAUGGAUUUGACAUCCCCACUGCUUCCCCAGAUUGGUCUCUCACAUACUCACAACAACCGUGCACAGCUUGUUCCUGGUGCUUCCAUGCAAGAUGAUGACUAUACGUUUUCAACCAAAAAAGUAGCUG
Messenger RNA from Pelobates cultripes (western spadefoot toad), 15020 nucleotides. NCBI's taxonomy places the organism in Eukaryota, Metazoa, Chordata, Amphibia, Anura, Pelobatidae. The record is from the annotation of a GenBank genome assembly.